Salvia miltiorrhiza (redroot sage) is the source of this 1246-nucleotide messenger RNA. Its product is annotated as ankyrin repeat-containing protein At2g01680-like. Gene Ontology annotation, cellular component: plasma membrane. The coding region runs from base 166 to 1200 and encodes 344 amino acids. Lineage: Eukaryota; Viridiplantae; Streptophyta; Magnoliopsida; Lamiales; Lamiaceae. The record is from RefSeq and is a predicted model, not a curated record. Gene Ontology annotation, molecular function: protein phosphatase 1 binding; protein phosphatase regulator activity. The transcript has 2 exons.
AAGAAACUCUACGAUGCUGCAACAAAGGGGGAUUUAGCAACACUCCAGCAACUGCUGCGACAAGAUCCACACCUUCUCGAUGCAGUCUCAUUUCCAUAUUCAAGAAAUCUAUUACACAUAGCAGUCACGCACGGACAAGUACGCAUCGCGGAAGAGGUGUUGAAGAUGAAUCCGCGGCUAGCUCGGAUCCUAGACUCCCAGAAACUGUCGCCUCUUCACAUCGCCGUAGAAGAAGGGAGGCUCGAAAUGGUGAAGAGACUGUUAGUGGUAGCCCCAGAGACGUGCUGGUGGCGAGACGGCCACGAUAUGAACCCGGUUCACGUUGCGGCCAUGGAUGGGAAUGUGGAGAUCUUGGAGGAGCUGCUGCAGCAAGAUCUGUUUCCAGCAAUGGAGAGGCUGCGGCGCGGGCAGACUGUGCUGCAUCUGUGUGUGAAGCAUCGGCAGCUGAGGGCGUUGAAGGUGUUGGUGCAGAAGUUGGGGGAGCUUGUGUGUGCAAGGGAUGAUGAUGGAGAGACACUGCUGCAUUUGGCUGUUAGGUGCAAUCAGCUUGAGAUGGUAAAAUACUUGGUGCAAAUCACUAAAUUAGACAAGGAAGCCACGAAUUCAAUGGGCAAAACAGCUUUGGAUAUCCUAAAGGAGAGCCCUAAAGACCCAACCACCUAUUCCGACAUGCGAAGAAUCUUGAACAGCUUGUCCGAUCACUCGACGCUGCUGGGGAUCCUCCCCAAGAUGACCGACAUCACGAUGGUGGUGGUCGUCCUCAUCGCCACCAUGGCGUUUCAGGCCGCCGUCAGCCCCCCCGGCGGCGUGUGGCAGGACGACACGCCGUCGCACAGAGCCGGCCAGGCCGUGAUGGCGUCGACGCAUCCCAAGAUGUACAAGCACUUCGUCAACGCCAACACCACGGCUUUCGUCUCGUCUCUCGUCACCAUCAUGCUCAUCACCACGGGGCUGCCGCUUGAGCAGUUCUUCUUCCUGGCGGUGGCCACGACGGCGAUGUGGCUGUCGCUGACGUCGCUCGGGGUGGGCUAUGGGGCUUCGUUGAUCAUGACGACGCCUAAGGAAGAGCAGUCGCUUGGGUAUAUUGUGGCGGCGGUGGUGUCGGUGUUUCUCAGCUUCCUUCUGUUGCUUCUUCUCUACCUUUCCGUCAACGGCCUCCGCUCGUCGUGGCGGAGAAGAUCGGCCGACCGGUCGUUCUGAUUCUUAUGGGAUACAAGAUUUUUGAAUUCUCUAUUUUUUUUAAUGC